AACUUUGGACUUGAGCACUUGCCGCCCGUUUGCUCUUAUUUUCAUUGAUAAGCGUACACGUUUACUGUAAUCCGGCAUAUUUUUGUUAGUCUGCGCGCUUGUUUCAUCCAUUUCAGUUCGCCCAACUUAAUUUGUUGCAAUGUCUUCCAUGAUUAAAGGUGUUUUUAUUGUCGGCGCUAAGCGUACGCCAUUCGGCACGUUCGGCGGCAAGUUCACCAAGACUUCAGCAUGCGAAUUGCAAGUCACUGCCGCCAAGGCUGCCAUGGCAGAGGCAAAGAUCAAACCAGAGCAAGUUGACACAGUGACUGUGGGAAAUGUCUUAUCUUCAUCAACUGCUGAUGGAAACUUUUUGGCUAGACAUGCCCUCUUGAAAUCAGGCAUUCCAAUGGAGAAACCCGCGUUGCAGAUCAACCGUCUGUGCGGUUCCGGUUUCCAAGCGGUGGUUAACAGUGCGCUGGACAUUCAAACCGGCGCCGCACAAAUCUCCCUCGCUGGUGGCGCGGAUAACAUGUCGCAAUGUCCUUAUACUGUUAGAAAUAUUCGUUUUGGCAGCCCGCUUGGAGUGAGUCCCGUUUUAGAGGACUCUCUCUGGCUAGGUUUAACUGACAGCUAUUGCAAACUACCAAUGGCGCUCACCGCUGAGAAAUUAGGCGAGAAAUGCAAGAUUACACGAGAUGAAGUUGAUGCAUUCUCGCUAAAAUCUCAAACAGCAUGGAAGGCAGCCCAUGAUGCCGGCGUAUUUAAGACUGAACUUGCUCCAGUUGACGUUAAAUUCAAGGGUAAGAUGGUACCUGUUGAGUUUGAUGAACAUCCCAGGCCACAAACCACGUUGGAAGGCCUUAAGAAGCUUCCAACUUUGUUCAAAGAAAAUGGUUUGGUUACUGCUGGAUCCGCUUCGGGAAUUAGUGAUGGCGCUGGUGCUUUAAUCUUAGCCAGUGAAGAAGCUGUCAAAUCAAACGGCCUUACUCCACUUGCCCGCAUUGUAGCUUACUCCACCGUCGGCGUGGAACCUUCAAUCAUGGGCAUUGGUCCAGUGACAGCCAUCCAAAACUGUCUCAAAGCCGCUGGCAAAACAAUCGACGACAUGGACCUGAUUGAAAUCAACGAGGCGUUCGCUGCGCAAGCGUUGUCCUGCGCCAAGGAACUCAAACUGGACAUGAAUAAAUUGAACGUGAACGGAGGUGCUAUUGCUCUGGGUCAUCCACUUGCUGCUUCCGGCGCGCGUAUCACCACCCACCUUGUGCACGAACUGCGCCGCAAGAAGUUGAAGUUCGGUGUUGGCUCCGCGUGCAUUGGCGGUGGUCAAGGCAUCGCCAUCUUGGUCGAAGCCAUGUAAACAUUUUAAAAUCUACGUCAUUUUUAUGUUAUUUUAAACUACGUAUUUUCUAUGAUUAUGCUUAUAUUAUUUUAAUAAGAUAUAAAAUAUAUCAAUUUAUAUAUUAA
Dalotia coriaria is the source of this 1443-nucleotide messenger RNA. RefSeq names its product yippee interacting protein 2 (gene yip2). The transcript is spliced from 4 exons. Bases 140 to 1336 code for a protein of 398 amino acids. Gene Ontology annotation, cellular component: mitochondrion. The record is from RefSeq and is a predicted model, not a curated record. Gene Ontology annotation, molecular function: acyltransferase activity, transferring groups other than amino-acyl groups. Lineage: Eukaryota; Metazoa; Arthropoda; Insecta; Coleoptera; Staphylinidae.